GCAUCACGACUUUAGCACUUGGAAUCGAGUUAAAUCUGCAGCUACGUCCGCGAUCGACGGUAAUUAAGUUUGUGCGACGCCUUAAUUACGCACUGCCGUCUUUUCAAGCCAGUUUUAAUUAAUGUCGAUUCACGCGAGAGAUUAUGGCGAGACGAUCAACAACAUCGAUGGAUUAUUCUGCGACGACACUCCCUGCGUCGUGCGUCCUUUUUUGAAAUGAUACGUCAAGUCAACCGUGAGAGGUUUUCCCAGCAAGAUCCGCGUCGCGUGAUUUUUCGAGAUGAGCUCGAGUUUGGUCUCCGAUUCGACGAGAAUCCUCUCGUUGAUCGAGGAAUUGUGCGAUCUACCGUACACGGAGGUGCAACGACGGUUGAACAAAUACAUACAGAAUGCAACGAGUGCCAAGCUAGCUUUUCUCAUAUUAAUAUUGGUAGAAUCGGAGGAGAUGAUUAUCCAUGUUAUAGGUGAAGAAAUACUUGACCGAGAACUGAGACUUCCCAUAUCAAACAAUGUUUUGUAUGAGGCUGUGACAAGUAAAACAUCAUUGGCCAUGAAUGUUGCAUAUCUUGACGAAGAGUUAGUGAAAUACAUUAAUAGAGCGAUAGAUACAAAAGCAAAUUCCCUCCUAACGAUCCCUAUACAACAUCCUUACAAACAUUAUACAGCUUUGCUUGUAUGCCUAGUAGAUCACGUGGAUGGGGAUGAGGCCAGGCACACUUCCAUGGAAAUAGUUGAAGAAUGCUUUAGAUUUUGUCUCGGAUAUCUGCUCAGUUCGUUACGUUGCUACGAGGAGGCCCGCGUAAGGCAGCAAUGCCAAGAUUUAUUAGCCGUCUCUAGAAAGCUUUUCACACACUUGGGAGACUUUUCUGAUCUCUUGCGUGAGAUCAUGGCAGAAGUCAGAAAAUUAACAAACGCAGAGAGAUGUUCCUUGUUCCUUUUGGAUCCUGAUCAGCAAGAUUUGGUUGCAAAAGUAUUCGACGGCAUUUCUACGAAAGAAACCGUGAAUGAGAUGAGGAUACCUAUCGGGCAAGGUAUAGCCGGUCAUGUUGCGACCACUGGCAAAUUACUCAAUAUACGAGACGCUUAUAAUCAUCCCCUUUUUUAUCGGGGCAUUGAUGAGGCAACAGGGUUUAAGACAAGAAAUAUCUUGUGCUUUCCAAUACGAGAUGAAAAUGGCAUCGUUGGAGUGGCUCAACUGUGCAAUAAAAUAAAUGGCUUAUAUUUUGAUGUCUUUGACGAAGAGAUCGCGACGGCAUUUAGUAUUUACUGCGGUAUAUCAAUAAUGCACAGCAUCGUUUACAAGAAGAUGCAAGAUGCUCAGGCACGUAAUAAGCUCAGCAACGAGAUCAUGAUGUAUCACAUGAAGGUGGAAGAAUCUGCUGUACAAGCCUUGUUAAAUUGCAGGGACGACCACAAUAUCAAAGACUUUAACAAAUUCCAUUUUAGUCCGAGAAACGUACCUUACAAACAUAUACCUUGCUACACGAUCAAAAUGUUCAUGAACUUGUGCUUCCUCGCACGUUGGAAAAUUAAGAUGCCGACACUCGCGAGAUUCAUAUUAUACGUCAAAAAAGGCUACAGGGACGCACCUUACCACAAUUGGACACACGCGUUCUCCGUGGCACACUUUGCAUAUCUGUUGAUAAAGAAUAUGCAGCUGAUCGAGGAAAGCUACAUGACGUCCUUGCAAGCUCUAGUCUUUCUUGUAUCGUGUUUGUGCCACGACAUAGACCAUAGAGGGACCAACAACUCUUUUCAAACGAAGUGUGGCACCGUGUUGGCGAGCCUUUACAGUUCCGAGGGUUCUGUCAUGGAGAGGCAUCACCUCGCGCAAACUAUGUGCAUUCUGAACACUGAAGGCUGCAAUAUAUUCGAAAGCUUGGACAGCGACGAGUACAGUGAGGCCUUGGACUUGCUGAGGAGUAAUAUACUCGCGACCGACUUGGCUUCUCACUUUCGUAGCAUAAAACGACAGGAAGAAAUGAUUCGCGAUAAAUACAAUAGGGAUGAUCCAAAGCAGCAGAAACUGCUGUUCGAAAUGCUAAUGACUUGUUGCGAUCUUAGCGAUCAGACGAAGGAUUGGAAAGUCUCGAAGAAAACCGCGGAACAAAUAUACGACGAGUUCUUUUCACAAGGGGAUCUAGAAAAAAGCAUGGGCAGUGCACCCGUCGAGAUGAUGGACAGAGAACGGGCGUCCAUUCCCGAUCUUCAAAUACAAUUUAUUACAAACUUGGUCAUACCUCUGUUCACUAAUCUGUCAUUAUUAUUCCCGUCGGCGCAGCCUCUGGUCCACACGUUAGAACACAAUCGUUCGUUGUGGCAAGUUGCUAAAAGUGUCUUUCAAAGGUAUUCCACGAAGGGGAUAAAGGGAAUAGAUAUUUUGCUGGAUCCCAACUUCGAAAACGAGGUACUUGAAAUAUUUGCUCAAGGAGGUCAGUGUUCCACAAAAGAUCCUGAUGCAUGCAGAGACCUGCAGGAAGCCGAAUAAUGUAAUGUAAAUGUCAGAAUAUUUAUGAAGAAUUUAAUACCAAUCAUAUCGAUCGCGAUUCAUUCUGUCAACAUUUUUUAAAACUUGGACAAUUGAAAAUCAAAAUGUGAUUUUAAAAGCAAUCAGCUAGUUACAGUUUUACAGAUUAAAUGUAUAUAAGUAAUACGUAUUUGAAUAAUCCAGCACAAAAAAGCGAGCAAUCAUACAUGAACAUUAUGCACUGCCAACUCAAAUGUAAUUCGCCCACGCAUCGCGUGUGCUAUUGACAAAUUUGUACAUUAAGAAAGAUAAAAAAAUCUCGAUAUCUUGUGGAUAUAUUAAUCCAUAAGAUCGUAUCUAGAUAUACAAAAAUAUAAUUUAUAUGUGUACCAAUGCAUUAUGGCAAUAUCAUAAAUUUUAUCAUCAAGAACAUCCAUAUACAGGAUUAACAGUACCAACUUUUAUACGCGGUUUAAAAACUUAUUCCUUCUGGACACGUUUAUCAAUUGAUGGUGGCAAUUUAAAUGUGAUAUAAAUUAAAUCGAAAGGUGCUCUUUAGGCUAAGAAUGCAAUAUGCAACUAACAUUUAUAAAAAAGGAGAAAGGUAAAGUACGCUUGAUCAAAUAAUCAAAUUAAAUCAUCAGAUCACUGUGGCAGUUUGAAAAGUGAGAAUACCUUGUUGAGAAUUCUUUUCUUUUUUCUCGUGAAAAUCUACUAAGUGUACAUAAAUGUAAGAUUUCUUAUUCGAUAAGUGGAAUGUCAAAAAUAUUUCGUAAAUAAAAUGUGAUGUAAAACUAAAA
Molecule: messenger RNA, 3267 nt
Organism: Ooceraea biroi (clonal raider ant)
Lineage: Eukaryota; Metazoa; Arthropoda; Insecta; Hymenoptera; Formicidae
Product: cGMP-dependent 3',5'-cyclic phosphodiesterase
Biological process (GO): signal transduction
Molecular function (GO): protein binding; 3',5'-cyclic-nucleotide phosphodiesterase activity
Source: RefSeq, a predicted model, not a curated record